AUGCACCUCGCAAUGUUUUUAUUUCGUAGGCUUUUUGCAAUUCAUAUCCCUCUGAUUUUUGUAAAAAAUAUGUGUAGUACAAUCAAAUUACAAGGUAAAUGCACCAUAUUUAGAUUUGAUCUAUAUGAUGGAAUUAAAAUUAUUGAAAUUAAGAAACCAAUUACUGUAAAUGAGAAUAACAUACUAGUAGAUGAAGAUAACAUUUUUUCAUACGAAGGGAUACAAAAGAUUUUUAUUAAAAAAGAUUAUAUUUUUUCUUCACAGUUAUUAUUGAAUAAUAAACCUGUUGGUCGAGAUAUUUUUCAACAAAUGCUAUUUGCAGAGAAGCUUAAUGCAUCUCUGUUGGGUACGUAUGACUUAUUUGAUAUUUUUACUUUUAAUACUAGCAUGGAGGAUUUUAUUUUAGAUAAACAUUUUAUAGAAUUGCGCAAUACAUUUCGAAAAUUUAAAUGGGAUUUAAUUUUUGUGCAAAAAAGCAAAAGUUUUUUUUAUGAUUACAUUAAAAAGUUUUUAAUGUAUGUCCUCAUAAAUGUUUAUGGUAUGACUAAAGAUUCAAAAUUAGUUAAAGAAGUAUUUAAGCUAACAAAUGAAAAUUUUUAUGAUCUGAGUGAAGAAAUUAUUCAAAUAAUAAAUUUUGAAGCAUGGGACGAUUUUAUUAUAGGAUCUAAUAAUUACCAAAUUUUAAGAGAAAUUGUAAAAAAGAGUUAA
Molecule: messenger RNA, 708 nt
Organism: Vairimorpha ceranae
Lineage: Eukaryota; Fungi; Microsporidia; Nosematidae
Exons: 1
Coding region: 1-708 (235 amino acids)
Source: RefSeq, a predicted model, not a curated record